AUGUCACAAGAUGAAUACCUUAAAAUCUUCAUCGGUGUCCCCAAGGAAAGUCGGGCGAAGGGGACCGGGCGACAACUCCAAAGUUUUCACAUACUGCCAUCUAAUUCUGCUCGACCAUUUUUGAGACGUGGGAACACCAGUAACAGUAGCAGGCGCUACAGAAGCUCAUGGGUACAGUUACAGACGCGGGUACUACACCACAGCAUCAGUGGUAGUAGCAGGAGCAGCAGACGCGGGGACACUACAGCAGCAGAAACAGUAGCAGGAACAGCAGAAGCUCAUGAAUAUGGUUACAGGAGUGGCAGAAGCUCAUGGUUACAGUUUGCAGACGAGGGAACACUAUACAGCGGCAACAGAAGCAGGACGUGGGUACACUGCAGUAGCAGAGUAGUAGCAAGAGCCGCAGAAGCCCAUGUAGCAGAAGCAGGAGCAGAGGCAGGAGCAGAAGCAGAAGCAGAAGGAAUAGCAGGAGCAGAAGCAGUAGUAGGAGCAGAAGCAGGAGCAGAAGCAGAAGGAGAAGGAAUAGCAGGAGCAGGAGCAGAAGCAGUAGUAGGAGCAGAGGCAGGAGCAGAAGCAGGAGCAGGAGCAGAAGCAGGAGCAGAAGCAGGAGCUGGAGCAGAAGGAGAAGCAGGAGCAGGAGCAGAAGCAGAAGCAGGAGCAGAAGCAGGAGCUGGAGCAGAAGGAGAAGCAGGAGCAGGAGCAGGAGCAGAGCAGAAGCAGAAGCAGGAGCAGAAGCAUGGAGCUGGAGCAAGAAGCGGAGGAAGCAGGAGCAGGAGCAGAAGCAGGAGCAGGAGCAGGAGCAGGAGCAGGAGCAGGAGCAGGAGCAGGAGCAGGAGCAGGAGCAGGAGCAGAAGCAGAAGCAGAAGCAGGAGCUGGAGCAGGAAGAAGGAGAGCAGGAGCAGGAAGCAGAAGCAGAAGCAGGAGCAGGAGCAGGAGCAGGAGCAGGAGCAGGAGCAGGAGCAGGAGCAGAAGCAGAAGCAGGAGCAGGAGCAGAAGCAGUAG
Molecule: messenger RNA, 1002 nt
Organism: Macrobrachium nipponense
Lineage: Eukaryota; Metazoa; Arthropoda; Malacostraca; Decapoda; Palaemonidae
Product: merozoite surface protein 2-like
Exons: 4
Coding region: 1-1002 (333 amino acids)
Source: RefSeq, a predicted model, not a curated record